Xenia sp. Carnegie-2017 is the source of this 1944-nucleotide messenger RNA. RefSeq lists its product as uncharacterized. The coding region runs from base 18 to 1247 and encodes 409 amino acids. The record is from RefSeq and is a predicted model, not a curated record. NCBI's taxonomy places the organism in Eukaryota, Metazoa, Cnidaria, Anthozoa, Malacalcyonacea, Xeniidae. The transcript is spliced from 6 exons.
CUUCGGGAUUUUCCGGCAUGACCAAGGAGAUGAGCUCUGGUCGCCGUCUUGAUAUUCUGACAGAUGCUUUACUGCACUAUUCUUCUCGUCGACUUGAACACUUUGGAUCUUCAUUAGCUGCUAAACUUAAAAGAUGUCCUGAACUUAUUACUAACACGCAAUCACAAAUACAAGAGUUAUUUUCGAAGCUAGAUGUUCUGUAUGACUCUGAUUUAUUAGAGACAUGGAUGAAGGAAGAAGAAAAACUAAUUAAUGAGAAGAAUUCAAAACGGGCACUUCCGUUAACAUGGCAACAAAAAUAUGUGGAAAGUUUAUUGCAACUUUACCAGCUAAGAAUGCAGAUUGCUUGUAUUCAGGAAGUUGAUCAUGGUCACUUUGCGGAUAUUGUAAAAAAGACUAAGAAAGUAACGAAACAGGUUGAAAACAUUGAGAGGAGAAAGAAAGUGGCGAAGAGGUGGAAACCUGGGGAGAGAGAAUUUAAUACGGCAGCUUUGUCGCUGGAGCUGAAACGGAAUGAGUCUGUUAUUGAGUCAGCAUUUUCUUUAGCAAUUGAAAGGAUGUUCCUUGUAUCCUUAAAGAAUAAAUAUGCAGAUGGCCAAGCGAUAGCCGUUAAACUUUCCAAACAAAUAACGCAGAGAACAAAUUCCAUUAAAACUACAAUAGCCAAGUAUAAUGCAUCACUAAAGUCUUUGGAAGAUUGGAUUGAAGGAUUACCUAGAAAAAUUGAAUUCGACGAAGCAAAAGAUCCAAGGUCGCAACUUUAUUGUGAUUUUAACUUUCAAACAAAUAAAGAUACAGUACCGUUCACUGCUAAACGUUCUGCUAUUGAGUUGCAUAACUUUCUUGAAAGAUGCAAAGAGGAACAAGAGAUGUUAGAAAUGGAAACAGAAAGACUAGUACAAUAUUACUUGGAUAAGAAACAAGAACUGGAGUCCUAUAUCAAUGUUAAUGGGGAAGUUCAGAGCAAAAUCUUGAGAGGAACUGUAGCAAAUUUUAAGAAAGAUCUAAUUAACAUAAAUAAUGCCCUGUAUUCACUGAAACAUAUGUUAAAUGACUAUUUAACAGAAGCUAGUAAGAGUAAAUUACCAUUCUUCAAGAUAGAAGCAGAGCAUGCAUUAUCUAUUUUGCGUCCAACAAACAUAAUUGAGGAUACAUUAGAGAUUGAAACCAGUUCAGUUGAUAACGAGACUGACUGCGAAUCACUGCUUCAAUUUUCAGAUUUUGAAUCAGACACCGAGUUAGAAUAAUUCCAUAUACACACGUGUAUAUAUAUAUAAUUAUAAGUUAAUAGUGAACGCUUUCGCUAUAUGCAAAGCUCAACUUUAUAGGUUUGAGCGCUCUGGGGACUUUACAAAACAAUCCAUACAAUGUGUAACCAUACAUCCUGUGUCCCAAGUGCAGCAUUCACCAUUUUACUAGGGUGAUAGCUGUAGGUCACAUUGUUAUACACUUUAUGUAUAUGUAUAUAUAUAGGAAGUUUAUAUUUCUCUUUUACAACAUAUUUUGAUAAUUGUUUUUAUAAUAAAGAAUUAAGUGCAGUAUCAGCUAAAAAAAUUCCUUUUUUCAGUGAUAGAAUUAAAUUUAUAUUUUAUAUAAUUAUAAUAUGGAUUACAAUAUUUCAUUCUAUUACCCUCUAAUACAUCUCCAUAGUAUUUAUACAAAUUAUUUUUAUAAAUAAUAUAUUUUUUUCAUUGAAAUUCAUUAGUUUCUUCAAAUUUUAAGUCCAGAAGUAUAUCUAGUUUUUGUUAGUAAUUAGUUAUUAUCUGAAUCAUCAUACUCCAAUUCAAAUAUUAUAUAUUUUGAAAAUAGAAUCAAAGGACCUUUUUUAUAUUUCAUUAUAUGUAUUGAUUGUAAAUUAAAAUUAGCACUAGCAUCUAGUUUAGAUAAUCCACCAUUUAAAUUAAAAAAAGUUUUUUAUGUAAUAAUAAAAAAGAUGAAAUAUUA